AUGAGUGGAACAGAUGAAGGGUAUGUAUGAUAUUGAUUUUUGAGUAGAAGCCAAGAAGACUCUGAUGAUUAAUAAUUUGUCAAGACCUCCGUUAAUAUGAGUUUAUCAGAAAGACUUAAAUAAUAGGCUCUGGAUGUUAAUAGGAUGUUAAAUUAACUAGAAAAAGACUUUGCAGAAGAGGAUUGUCAAACUUAUUAUAUUUUGAGCAAGAAGUAUUUAAAUACAUUAAAUAACUUAGUUGGUUUGACAAAUGGAAAUAGUAUGUUAAUUAUGACAAUGUGGUGAAUAAUUAAAGUGUUCCCAAUACUUCUGGAUAAAUGAUGCCUCAAAAUUUCAAUCAUGAUCUUAUUGAACAAUAUGUCAAUGAGUGUUUCAAAUAUUACCCUCUUAGUACAAACCCUUGGAAUUUAUGGUUGAGACCAAAUCUUGAAGAAGGUGUACAUUAUAUUGUAAUUUCGCAAUAACUUUCAUCCUAUUUUAAUAAACAUUAUAGAGGCACUAAUAUUAUCAGAAAUGCAAUAGGUAAAGGCAAAGAAAAGAAAGUUGUUGUUAAUUUGUUGAAGGUAUGAAGUAUCUUCUUACAAGAAUAGUUUAAUGCAAUUUUAAUGAUUCCUAAUAUUGUCAAUCAAAUUGCUUAAGACAAUCUCAUUUAAUUAGAUAAAGAGUAUUUGUAAGUUGAUGAGAACACAAAUCUUCAAGAUUAUUAUUCUACUAUUUUGAAAACUGUACCCACUUUUAGAGGUAAUUAUAAUAGUCAAAAUGGUGUUCGUAUUUGGAGAUAUACUAAUGAUACAGAUCCUCAUAAAGUUCUCUUUUCUGAAAUAAAAAAAUAAGUUGAAGAUCUUGAUUUUAAUGAUGAUUUGGUCUUUAAUUUUACAGGUUCCCCUGUUUAAAUUUCAUCAGACAUCACAUUUAAAUCAUUAAAUUUGAUUGAUAAAGAUAUUAUCAUUAUUGAAGUAUUUUCAAUAUACUUAUGUAGUUUUAAUAAUUAAACAGACCAUGGUGUAUCAGACACCCUUCUGUUCCUGUUGAAGGAAAGUGUGAGGGAUGUUCAAAUAUUACUGUACUUAACUUUAUUUGUGUCUGCAAAAAGGUUUCAUAUUGUACAGAAUAAUGCAAAAUUAAUGAUGAGCGAUUCCAUCUUUCAAAAUGUGAUCGUCUAGGAUCUGAUGAUGAAUAAGUUAAAUCUAUUGAAUUAUCUGAUAAAUCAGUAAAAGGAGUUGCUGGAUUAUCUAAUUUAGGUAAUACUUGUUUCAUGAACAGUGGUACUUAAUGUCUAUCAAAUACUUAUUCAUUAACAGAAUAUUUUUUAUCUAAUAAGUAUUUUGAAGAAAUUAAUGAAGAUAAUCCAUUAGGAACUAAAGGAUAAUUAGUUAGAAAAUUUGGAUCAUUACUUAAAAAAUUAUGGUGUGGUGAUAAAAACAUUGUAAUACCAACAAGUUUUAAGAAAGCUGUAGGUUAAUUCUAACCAAUGUUUAAAGGAUUCUAAUAACAUGAUUCUUCAGAAUUAAUUACAUUUUUAUUAGAUGGAUUACAUGAAGAUUUAAAUAGAGUUAAAAAGAAACCUUAUGUUGAAUCUAAAGAUUAUUAAGGUAGACCUGAUGUUGAAGUUGCAAAAGAAAGUUGGGAAAAUCAUUUGGCUAGAAAUCAAUCUAUUAUAGUUGAUUUAAUGCAUGGUCAAUAUAAAUCAACUUUGAAAUGUCCUAAUUGUUCAUAAAUUUCAAUUACUUUUGAUCCAUUCUUAACUGUAGGAUUAGGUAUACCAAAUAAUAAAUAAAAAUCCAUUUAAAUUAAAGUUAUUAAAUCUGUAGUCUCUAUAGAAACUAAAUAUAUUAAUUUUGAUGGUUCUAAAAAGAAUAUAUCUCUUUAAGAAUUUAUAAAUGAAUAUGUAAUGAAUCAAUUUAAAAUUGAUCCUGAUAGUGAAUUAAUGUAUUAUUCUUAUGUAAUGAAUGAUAUAUCUGAUCCAAUAAAUCCUAGUUAAGAAAUUAAUACAGUUAGAAAGAACUCAAAGAGAGGAUGCUUAGUAGUCAAAGUAUUAAGUCAAGAAGAAAAACUUAUAGCAAAUGAUGAACGUGUCUAUUUGAGUUAUGUUUAAAAAGCUUAUGAUUCUUAUGGACACAAUUUCAAAAAAACAAUACAACCUUAAACUUAUUUAAUAAUAAAAAAGGAAUACACUUUAGCUUAGAUUCAUUUAAGAAUAUUUCAGUCUUUAUUACCUAUUUUCUGUGAUUUGGUAAAAGAGGAUGAAGUAAAUACAGAAGAGAAAUUGAGAGAAUAUUAUGAAUAGAAUAUUCAUGGAAAAGUAAAUUAUAUAAACUUAUACAUUUAUAGUAUUACACACUUAAUCAUAAAUAGAACAUAAUGUUAAUGUAAAAGAAAUGUAUUUUCUGUAAUGCUAAAAAUUGUUCUGAAUGUGAAGUUAGUUAUUAUACAGAAGAUACAUUUGAUACAAUUUAAUAAAAAUAAAUGGUUAAUCCUAAUGAUUUGAUGUAAAAGAUAGAAUUAUUAGUAUUUUGGAAUAAAAGUCCAUUUCAAAAUAUUAAUACUGGAGAUAUAUAUUAAUAUUAUUCAAAUCAAUAAUAUAGGAAAUAAAUUGAAGGUAUUUAAUAAUAUAAAUUAUAGAGGAGAAUAAUAAUAAUAAUGUAGAUGAUGAGAAUAAUGGGAAAGGAAGAAUUAUUGGAAAAAAUUAUUCAACUUCAUAUUUGAUGAAUUCAUAACCCAAAGUUACACUACAAGAAUGUUUAAGAUUUUCUGAACAACCUGAAUAAUUGGCUGAAGAUAAUGCUUGGUAUUGUAAGGUAUGUAAGGAUCAUGUACAAGCCUAUAAAAGUAUGUAGAUUUAUAAGGUAUUAAAUUAUUUAUAUUUUUUAGGCUUCAGAUAUUUUAAUUUUUACUCUAAAGAGAUUCAAGGCAUCUCAUGGGUUUUUCAAAUAAAAAUUAGAGACAUUUGUUGAAUUCCCAGUUAAAGGAUUAGAUUUAACAGAAUUUAUAUUAAAUUAGAAUAAACCUCAUGAGAAUUUUUAGAUAGAGGAAGAGUAGAAAAAAUUAAUAUAUGAUUUAUAUGCAGUUUCAAAUCAUUUUGGUGGUAUGGGUGGUGGACAUUAUACUGCAUUUGCUAAGAAUCAUGUAUGAAAAUAUGAUUAUUAUUAAUAGUUCAAUGGAUAAUGGUAUAAUUUUGAUGAUUCUUAAGUAAGUGAAUUGAAUGAGGAUUAGAUUGUAACUAAAAGUGCUUAUGUUUUGUUUUAUAAGCGUAGAAUUGAAUUAGAGUAGACUUAAACAUUAAAUACAUAGGAGUUAAAUUGA
Molecule: messenger RNA, 3303 nt
Organism: Paramecium primaurelia
Lineage: Eukaryota; Ciliophora; Oligohymenophorea; Peniculida; Parameciidae
Source: the annotation of a GenBank genome assembly